ACAUUUAGAAGAAACAUCAGUGACUCCGGUUUUUACACUCCAAGGGAGCUCAGGAGUGGGGCUGUGUCAGGGGCAUGGACGCCAUCUCCCAGGGGUCUCUGCUGCCGGCUACGCUCCUCUCCACGUGCUCUCUCGUAGGACCCCUGCUGCCGCCGAGGAGCCGCGGGAGGGGCCCCGCGUGGCGGCGGCCCGGGCCCCCAGCGCGCCCCCGGCGCCCGCGGUGCUCGCCCUGACGCGGCCGCCAUGGCGCAAGAGAACGCGGCGUUCUCGCCGGGGCCGGAGGAGGCCCCGCGCCGCCGCGGCCGGCAGCGCUACGUGGAGAAGGACGGCCGGUGCAACGUGCAGCAGGGCAACGUGCGCGAGACGUACCGCUACCUGACCGACCUCUUCACCACGCUCGUGGACCUGCAGUGGCGCCUCAGCCUGCUCUUCUUCGUGCUCGCCUACGCGCUCACCUGGCUCUUCUUCGGCGCCAUCUGGUGGCUGAUCGCCUACGGCCGCGGCGACCUGGAGCACCUGGAGGACACGGCGUGGACGCCGUGCGUCAACAACCUCAACGGCUUCGUGGCCGCCUUCCUCUUCUCCAUCGAGACGGAAACCACCAUCGGCUACGGGCACCGGGUCAUCACCGACCAGUGCCCCGAGGGCAUCGUGCUGCUGCUACUGCAGGCCAUCCUGGGCUCCAUGGUGAACGCCUUCAUGGUGGGCUGCAUGUUCGUCAAGAUCUCGCAGCCCAACAAGCGCGCCGCCACGCUCGUCUUCUCCUCGCACGCCGUGGUGUCGCUGCGCGAUGGGCGCCUCUGCCUCAUGUUCCGCGUGGGUGACCUGCGCUCCUCGCACAUCGUGGAGGCCUCCAUUCGCGCCAAGCUCAUCCGCUCGCGCCAGACGCUCGAGGGCGAGUUCAUCCCGCUGCACCAGACCGACCUGAGCGUGGGCUUCGACACGGGCGACGACCGCCUCUUCCUCGUCUCGCCCCUCGUCAUCAGCCACGAGAUCGACGCCGCCAGCCCCUUCUGGGAAGCGUCGCGCCGAGCCCUCGAGAGGGACGACUUCGAGAUCGUAGUCAUCCUCGAGGGCAUGGUGGAAGCCACGGGAAUGACAUGCCAAGCCCGGAGCUCCUACCUGGUGGACGAGGUGCUAUGGGGUCACCGCUUCACGUCAGUGCUGACCCUGGAGGAUGGCUUCUACGAGGUGGACUAUGCCAGCUUCCACCAGACCUUUGAGGUGCCCACACCCUCGUGCAGCGCCCGGGAGCUGGCUGAGGCAGCAGCCCGCCUUGACGCCCACCUCUACUGGUCCAUCCCCAGCCGGCUGGAUGAGAAGGUGGAGGAAGAGGGCUCAGGAGAGGGGUCAGGUGGGGGCGCCGGGGCAGAUAAGGAGCAAAAUGGCUGUCUGCCACCCCCAGAGAAUGAGUCCAAGAUGUGA
This is a messenger RNA of Elephantulus edwardii (Cape elephant shrew), 1425 nucleotides long. It is a transcript of the gene KCNJ9, whose product is annotated as potassium inwardly-rectifying channel, subfamily J, member 9. Gene Ontology annotation, molecular function: G-protein activated inward rectifier potassium channel activity. Gene Ontology annotation, biological process: potassium ion import across plasma membrane; regulation of monoatomic ion transmembrane transport. Bases 244 to 1425 code for a protein of 393 amino acids. NCBI's taxonomy places the organism in Eukaryota, Metazoa, Chordata, Mammalia, Macroscelidea, Macroscelididae. The record is from RefSeq and is a predicted model, not a curated record. The transcript is spliced from 3 exons. Gene Ontology annotation, cellular component: plasma membrane.